Molecule: messenger RNA, 1267 nt
Organism: Apis laboriosa (Himalayan honeybee)
Lineage: Eukaryota; Metazoa; Arthropoda; Insecta; Hymenoptera; Apidae
Gene: Tasp1
Product: threonine aspartase 1
Exons: 9
Coding region: 114-1169 (351 amino acids)
Biological process (GO): protein maturation
Molecular function (GO): threonine-type endopeptidase activity
Source: RefSeq, a predicted model, not a curated record
AUUUAGAAAUAUUUGCAAAAUAUAAAUGAUAUAAAAUAAAUGCAAAAAUGUGAUGGUCAGAAAUCAAAAAUAUAAACAUUUAGUAACAUUGAAAACUUAAUAGUAAUAUUAUAAUGAGUAAUAUUAAUCAUGGAUUUAUUGCUGUUCAUGUAGGGGCAGGACGACAUUCUGAAACUCUUAAAGAAAAAUAUCAAAAAUUAUGUCGUCAAGCAUGCAAAGCUGGAAUACAGAAUUUAAAAACUGGUGGUAGUUCAUUAGAUGCUGUAGUAGAAACUGUAAUAGUAUUAGAAAAUUCUCCAUUAACUAAUGCUGGAUUUGGUUCUAAUCUUACAUUAGAAGGAACUGUAGAAUGCGAUGCAAGCGUUAUGGAUGGUACUACAUUGCAAUUUGGAGCUGUUGGUGCAGUUAGUGGAAUAAAAAAUCCUGUUUUAUUGGCAAAACGACUUUGUGAACAUCAAUCAGUUAAGAUUGCAUAUGGUAGAAUUCCGCCAAGCUUUUUAGUUGGGAAUGGUGCACAUAUAUGGGCACAAGAAAUGAGAAUUCAAACUUUACCUCCAGAACAAUUAAUUUCAACAAAAGCACAGAAAAUGUAUAAACAUUAUAAAAGAAAAAUAGAAAACUCUAAUGCAGAUGUUCAAAAGUAUACCAAGCAAAGAAUGGAUACAGUUGGAGCAAUAUGUGUUGAUAAAGAAGGAAAUAUUGCUGGAGCUUGUUCUAGUGGUGGUAUUAUUUUAAAAUAUCCUGGAAGAGUGGGACAGGCAGGAAUGUGGGGAUGUGGUACAUGGGCAUAUAAAGAUAAAUAUUCUAUAGGAACCAGCACAUCAGGCUGUGGAGAACAUCUUAUUCGUACUUUACUUGCGCGAACAGUUGCAGAAGCUAUAUCACAUAGUUCUUGUCCUAUUACCAACUUGUAUCAUUCUAUGAAAGCUGAUUUUAUCGAUUCAAAAUUUUUGUGCGGACUUGAACAGAAACUUGGAGGUGUUAUUGCUAUACGAUAUGCACCACAAGAAGGAUUAGGAGAUUUCCUUUGGAGUCAUUCUACAAAUUCAAUGAUAAUAGGUUACAUGAAUUCAAAUGAACAAAUGCCAAUGAGUCAUAUGGCUGUUCUUCCAUCUCAUGAAGUUGGUAAGAAAGCAAUUGUUGAAGGAAUUUGUUUUAAAAUCACAUAGUAUAUUAAUGAAUUUAUGAUUUGUGCGAGACAAUAUUAUUAUAUCAUAUUACUAUAUAAGAAACUACUUAAAAUAAUUAUUUAUUUUUAAUUAAUUUA